AUGAAGAAUUUGGACGAGUGUAAGCUGUACGCGUCUCUCUUUAGACGCGUUUUCCACGAAGUUCUCUUUCUCACGCUUUCUUCAAUGUCUUCCGAACUUAGAUAUACGGCAAACACUCAACUAGAGCAUUUGCAUGCUCGGUAUACAGGAACCGGCCAUGCCGAUAUGACGAAGUAUGAAUGGUUGACACACCAGCACAGGGAUACUUGUGCAUCGAUAGUCGGGCACCCUACACUAGCAUCAUAUUUGGCAAUUGCUGACGGGGAGAGCAUUGGGAGGGUCAAGUUUGAGAUGACAGAGCGAAUGCUGCAACCCUGUGGACCACCGCCUGCGAAGGACGAGGACUGAGUGCUCCCACUUGUCAGUUGUGUGGCAGUUGUGUGCUGCGUAUGUCUGUCUUGAAUGAAUUACGUGGGACGCGCGCCGGGAGAGAGGAGACUUAAAUGAGGACGCCAACACAGCGGGUGUUUGUCAUUGGCGGGAGCAAUAUUCCGUUUCACCCGAUCGGCCCGUGGGAUAGCGUGUGCCACAUUCCGUUCAAUUAAUCAUGCGCAUAUAGACAGGCCUUGUAUUUCUACCUACACUGUGCUCGAUAAUUCGC
Messenger RNA from Fomitiporia mediterranea MF3/22, 601 nucleotides. RefSeq names its product SF3b10-domain-containing protein. NCBI's taxonomy places the organism in Eukaryota, Fungi, Basidiomycota, Agaricomycetes, Hymenochaetales, Hymenochaetaceae. Gene Ontology annotation, cellular component: U2 snRNP; precatalytic spliceosome. Bases 1 to 348 code for a protein of 115 amino acids. The transcript is spliced from 6 exons. Gene Ontology annotation, biological process: mRNA splicing, via spliceosome. The record is from RefSeq and is a predicted model, not a curated record.